Molecule: messenger RNA, 2566 nt
Organism: Lemur catta (Ring-tailed lemur)
Lineage: Eukaryota; Metazoa; Chordata; Mammalia; Primates; Lemuridae
Gene: LTC4S
Product: leukotriene C4 synthase
Exons: 3
Coding region: 1068-2327 (419 amino acids)
Biological process (GO): leukotriene biosynthetic process
Cellular component (GO): endoplasmic reticulum; nuclear envelope; membrane
Molecular function (GO): glutathione transferase activity; glutathione peroxidase activity; leukotriene-C4 synthase activity
Source: RefSeq, a predicted model, not a curated record
CCUGUCUGGGAGGUGGGUGGGUCUCAGACCCCUGUCGCUGGCCUUCUGCCCACCAGUCCCUGGGGAAGUGCUGGCCGGCCCGGGCCCAGGCAGAGGGCAGAGGUGGGGCCUCUAGCCCAGGCUCCAGUGCCAAGGCCCAAGCCCCUCAGAGCUCGGCCAGCACAAAGAAGCCUGGAGGAGGGCAGCGGCCCUCGGGGACCCGGGUGGGGCAUGCGGCUGUGUGAGCUACAGGAUGUGGGGAGCAGGAGGGUACCAGGAAGAAUGGUCAGACAGCUAUGGGCUUGGGGCAGCUGAUCCCUGCCCUUUCCAGCUGUCCUCUCUCUGGGUGUCCCAGCAAGCAGCCUCCAUCCCUCAGCCCUGCCUUCAAAGGCGCCCUCCCUGCCGGGACCAUGUGGAGCUGGGCAGGGUUGGAACCCACUCUCCCAGCCCCACAAAAGGUGCCAGAUCCGUGCCUUUCCCAGACUGAGCUAGAAGACAUAUUCCUGGACCAGACAUCUCUGUGGCUUGGGGAUGGCACUGCCCCACAGUGUGUGGGCUAGGAUAAGGCGCAGCCUCCAGUGGGGGCCCUGAAGUGGCAGAACAGACAGGCCAACUUGACCACCAGCACUGUGCUGACCUAGCACUUGCAGUAGGAUAUGUCAGUAGAGAGCCUGGCACCAAAGGCACCAGGGCCACAGGACUCACUGGGAGAUAGGCGGACACUCAGCACUGGGGCCGUGUGUGUGGGCCAGGGCCAAGAGACGGGCCCUUGCUCACAGAGAACCUUGAGGGCCAGCCUAUCCCCUGCACCCACCCAUGUUGGAGUGGAGGGCGGCAGAGCCCUGGGGUCCUGGAGUUAAGCUGGGAGAGUCCCAGCUGCAACCACCUGGCAGCAGGAGAGAGGGGAUCUGUCAGAUUUAGGCCUGGGUCCAGAAUGCCUGAACAGAGAAACUGAGGCAGGUCCCCAUGUCACAGUUUGGAGGCACAGGGACCCAAGCUUGAGUGACUUUGGCCUGGGUCCCUUCUGGUGGUCUCUGUAGGUGGGUGACCAGGGACCACAGUGUGUGUGUUUCCUUGCACCUUGAGCAAUGCAGCCAGUUCUGUCCUCAGGCCCUGGUAGCACUUCCUGGUCAGGGACUCUGAAGCUGAGGCCUAUGUCUAGAGAGCCAGAGCCGGGUAUUUACCUGUGUUUUUCAAGUCAAAUGAUUCAGGGGCAAAGUCUCACGUGGCUCUUCCUGCGACAGGUGUCCCUGCGCCUGCAUAACACCCCUCCCCCCGCGCACACUCACAGGGUGGGACAGGGCCUCUCUGCACCCCAGGCCUCAGCCCUGCCCUCCCCUGUAGAGUGCCCGCAGGGAGUUGGCGGGGAAGCAAGCAGGGGGGAAAGUGCAGGGCCAGGAUGGAAAAGCCCUCCGGCCCCACAAGCUGCGGGGUGUCCAGACCUGACUCUCGCCCUCCGCCACAGCCUACUUCUCCCUGCAGGUGAUCUCGGCGCGCAGGGCCUUCCGCGUGUCGCCGCCACUCACGACCGGCCCACCCGAGUUCGAGCGCGUCUACCGAGCCCAGGUGAACUGCAGCGAGUACUUCCCGCUGUUCCUCGCCACGCUCUGGGUCGCCGGCGUCUUCUUUCACGAAGGUCUGGGCGCGGGGCAGGGGCGCACGCACCGGAGCCCCCCGAGGCCCCGGGGCGUGCUCACCCGCGCCUCUCGCAGGGGCGGCGGCCCUGUGCGGCCUGGUCUACCUGUUCGCGCGCCUCCGCUACUUCCAGGGCUACGCGCGCUCGGCGCAGCUCAGGCUGGGCCCGCUGUACGCGAGCGCGCGCGCGCUCUGGCUGCUGGUGGCGCUGGCGGCGCUCGGCCUGCUCGUGCACUUCCUCCCCGCCGCGCCGCUCCGACGGCUUCGGACGCUGCUGCCCGGGGCCUGAGAAGACGGCGGCCGGCCCGGCGGCCGGAGGAGAAAAGCCGGCGCCUCCAGGAGCACGGGGAGGGCUGCUCGCCUCCCCUACCCAGUCUCUAAUUAAAGUUGUCGCGACUGGCCCCCAGCUGCGUUCUCUGGGUCGGAGGGGUCGCGCGCUGAGGGUUGUGGAGCCCGGAGGGGCCCGGCUCCGGGCCGUGCCAGUCCGUGGGCACGCCGCAGGGGGCAUGGGUGGGGUCGCGAAGGAAAGGGCCUCCCCCGGGGCCGGCUCCAUCUGGUCUUCUGCCCUACACUCAACCUCUGCCGCAACACGCCCGGCCCGUGGCGCUUCUGCCCAGGGCACCGUUUCCUCCGGGGUCCCCCCACGGCUCCUCCUCCCCACGCUCAGGCUCCCUCCUCAUCUCUCCCCUCCAUCUGGCCCUCCCCUCCCCUGACCCGGGCAGGGACCUUUCCUGUCAGCACUGGUUCCCAGCGUAGGUGUUCGGGACAGCCCUCCGAGACCACUGUAGGAACGCAGUCAGUGACAGGUGCCCUCGAGAGAAUGGCCAGGUGCCUUGGGGGACCAGACACAGUGAGGACUCGACCAAAGCAUCUCUAAAGAAGUAACCUUCAGGCCAGGUGCAGUGACUUACACCUGUAAUCCUAGCACUUUGGGAGGCCGAGACUGGAGGAU